This is a messenger RNA of Trematomus bernacchii (emerald rockcod), 2102 nucleotides long. RefSeq names its product ankyrin repeat domain-containing protein SOWAHA-like. Bases 121 to 1551 code for a protein of 476 amino acids. NCBI's taxonomy places the organism in Eukaryota, Metazoa, Chordata, Actinopteri, Perciformes, Nototheniidae. Gene Ontology annotation, molecular function: protein binding. The transcript has a single exon. The record is from RefSeq and is a predicted model, not a curated record.
GGAGAGAAGUGCGCGGCCAGGUGAGGCUAGUACUCUCACAGGACAAAGGUAACAGCAACAGGGCGGCUGUGGGAGGUAGAAGUUCUAACUUUUAUCCACGUAAAUCCUACAGAUUAAAUCAUGGUUUUGACGCAAGAAUCCGUCCUUUCUCUGCUGAUAGCGGAGGGGGGCCAAGUGAAGAAAUCCGACUUGGUGGGUAAAUUCAAAGACUCCAUAAACUGCGAAGAUUCCGCAGAGAAAGAACAGAACAGGGAGCUUUUCAAGACUUUCGUUAACAAUGUCGCUUUCGUCAAAGAAAUCGACGGUGUCCGGUACGUUGUCGUCAGGAAAAUGUAUCAGCACUUGGACGGUGCCCAGACCGAACAGAUCCGUGUGGAGAAGAGUGAAAAUAAAGAGAUCCCGCAGACAGGUGAGCAGCAGCGCCCACCUGUGCAGGGCGAGGAGACUGGAGGCUCUGAGGAGGCAACAGGAGGGGAGAGAUCAGCUGUUUCCGAGCCUGAUCAAGAAGAGAAAAGUGAAUUAAGUGACAAUCCUACCGAAAUACUUUCUUCUAUACAGCAGGCACUGCAAAGAAGCAAAUUUACGAGUGUUAGAGUUAAAAGAGUGCUACACUUUGAGAUCCAGAAGCAGGAAACAAAUGAAGAUUCAAGAGGAAGCAGGGUAAAUGAGCCCACCAGGAUCCAGAGCAAACCAUAUACCUUACCUCUGAGGAUGCCACCCAGCACUACAAUGGUGGAGAUCCGAAAACUAAAAUUAGACCCAGAUGAUCCUCCUAAAAGCCCGAAGCUGGACUCCUUCAGGAACAAGAGAAGUUCAGCGGAGUCGGACAGUAGCAUUAGCUCGCCCCAGCUGAGGAGGUCAGUGAAGAGCACCAAGGCGUCAGAGGAUCAGGAGACAAGGGGCCCCUCUCUGUUUCCCUUGGAGCAAGCUGAGCAUGAAUGGCUGGUCAAGUGUGCCGCCGGCCACUGGAGCCAAGUGUACGGCCUGCUGCUGAGAGACAGCCAACUGGCAGAGAAGAGGGACUUCAUGUCAGGGUUCACCGCUCUGCACUGGGCAGCCAAAUGUGGGAACAGUGAAAUGCUUGUGAAGAUUAUUGACCUAUCCAGGAAAGGAGGAGUGGACAUUGACAUUAAUGCGAAAACACAUGGAGGUUACACUCCAUUGCACAUUGCCGCUUUGCAUGAUCAGGAGUACAUCAUGGCCAUGCUGGUGGGGGAACACGGUGCCGAUCCAAGAAUUAGGGACAACUGCGGAAAGAAGGCCUACCACUAUCUGCACGGGGGCAUCUCUGAGACUGUGAGAGAGAUGCUGGGUGAACCCAAAGUUCAACAGGCUCCGGACAUAGUGCAGAUUGAGAAAGAAGAGCUGGAUCUGUUCCCGGAUCUCUCAAAGGGCCUGCAUUCAAUAAGCCGCCUCUUCAAUCCCAAUGUCAUGGGCACCAAGAAGAAGCACAAGCAGAGGUCAGGAUUUUACUCCCUGAGCGAAGACCCCAUCGAGGAACGAGAAGACAGCAGCUUUAGACAGAGAGUCAUAUCAGAUGCUUUUAUGUAAAUAAUGUCUUGUCUUGUUCUCAUGUGGAUUUAGAGCCACACAUCCGAUUCUUGACUGACAUUCAUCUGAUUUUCAGGCUUUCUUCAACUAUGACAACAACUAAAAACAGCUGUUUGCUUUACUAAAUGAGGUCACCAAAAAGUUGUUUGCUUUAUUCAUAUUUGUUGACUUUUCUUUUGGCAUAAAAUAUGAAAAACUAAUGUGCAUGGUUUACUGAUUAUGACUGAGAGACAGAUUUGUUGUUACAGAUGUUACGUUUCUGAGUUAUAUCUAAUGUUUACAGGUGUGAACAAAACAUGAUUCAGAGUUUUCUUAUUACUCACUGUCUGUGGUCCCUCGAAGGUGUCAUUUCUCUCUUCAGACAUGGAAACUGAGCUAAACACUGAUGAUGUUUAAUAACUGAUUAUGAUUUCGUGUUUGUUUAAAUUGCAAAAAAACUGCAUAUUUUCUUCCACUGCCUGUAAAAUAUAUAGUUCUAUUUGUUGUGAUUGUAAAUCAACUGCGCUGCAUUUCAUGAGAAAUAAAUCAGACUGUACACUUAUUUUAACAAA